Parastagonospora nodorum SN15 is the source of this 324-nucleotide messenger RNA. RefSeq lists its product as hypothetical. NCBI's taxonomy places the organism in Eukaryota, Fungi, Ascomycota, Dothideomycetes, Pleosporales, Phaeosphaeriaceae. The record is from RefSeq and is a predicted model, not a curated record. The transcript has a single exon. The coding region runs from base 1 to 324 and encodes 107 amino acids.
AUGUCUCAGAUGGACGCGGCUGUCGUUAUUCCCGCCCUUCACAUGCCUUCGUCUAAUCAGCAACCAAUCGCGCAGCUCGAGACGGAGGCGAAGCCCACGGCAAGUUCCAGAUCGUCGCGGCGCGCAGCAAACUUCAGCCCUGGUGCCAUGGAACGCCAUCCGGAACAUCCCACGCCCUCAACUUUGAUUCUAGCGUCUCCACUCUCUGCACGCGCAACUCCAGCGACCAUGUACCCUGCGCAUGCGCAGCACUGUGGAUUUCUUGCACGCGAAGGGCCUCCUGAAUGCCGAAUGCCAGCGUCACUCGGCCUCACCCGCCAAUAA